Molecule: messenger RNA, 222 nt
Organism: Colletotrichum truncatum
Lineage: Eukaryota; Fungi; Ascomycota; Sordariomycetes; Glomerellales; Glomerellaceae
Source: RefSeq, a predicted model, not a curated record
AUGCAAUUCUUCCCCCUCUUCUACACCCUUCUCGGCGCUACUCUCGUCUCGGCCGGCUGCAAAAACUGCCUCGCGAGUGAUAGCGGUCGCUAUGCCUGCAUGGACGACAACGGAGGAUGUCUUGAUGCACGAGUAAGCAGCAAGUUUCCUUUUGGAGCGAAGGUCUGCUGUGAUGAAGCCUCCAACCCGCAUGUUAGCUGCAAUAGAGAGUGUGUCCAUUAG